Molecule: messenger RNA, 5416 nt
Organism: Stomoxys calcitrans (stable fly)
Lineage: Eukaryota; Metazoa; Arthropoda; Insecta; Diptera; Muscidae
Product: cytokine receptor
Exons: 14
Coding region: 719-4378 (1219 amino acids)
Molecular function (GO): protein binding
Source: RefSeq, a predicted model, not a curated record
CACUUGGAGAGUGCGGACGUAACAAGAAUGUUAGUGCUUUGACGCGAGCCGUGUAUAACAAUAAAACGUCGUUUCCAAAUCAGCUAGUGUCCGACGGUGAAGAAACAAAAAAAGAAAAAGUGUUUGUUUGCAAAAAAUAUUUUAUAAACUUGUUGCUAAUACAAAUUACAGCUAAAAAUGUGCCACUUGUAAUUGAGAUUAAUGCGAUAAAACAAAAAAAUGUUUUAAAUAUAUUAAAAAAAUUCGGUGAAAAUAUUUCUUAACAGAGAUAUGGCCAGCAAAUAAAGAUGCCCGCAGAAAAAAUGUAUAAUUAAUACGAUAAUACAAAAAAAGUUGUUUUUUUCGUUGGUACCAUAAAAAGCAGAUGAAAUAGAGAAUGAGAGAUGACUUUUUAUAAUGUCAAGCGAGACAAAAGAAAAAGAGAGAAACAGGCUUAUGUAUUUGAUUUAUUCAUAUGUGCAGAAUCGAUGUCGCUUCGAUGAAUAUAACAAAACUUAAUGGUGAAUGUGCCAAUAGACAUAUUUUCUUGUCAAAAACAAAAAUCCAAUGUAUGGGACUAGAGAGUCUAGAAAAAAACCCCAAUAGAAUAGAUCAAGUCGAUGAUUAUCCAAGGAAUACAUUACCUCAGUAACGACGUACAGAACACAUCAACGCCAAAAUAUUGAAAAACAAAAAUUGUAGUUGCCAUAUUGUACUUAAGACGAUCUUCCUCUCAGAUAUGCAGAAAGUAAUGAAUGGUUUGAAUUUGCUAAUGAGGACAAUUAUUAUUGUACUGGUACUAUUACAAUGGAGCUCAACGCAUUCAGUUUAUGCGGAAUCGGUGUCAUACAAUGCAACUGGAUCCCCUGGCGAAAUGACUCCUAGCAGAUUAGAUAUUUUAGUUGGAACAAAUGCUGCAUUAACAUGCACUGUGACGCAAGGAAAUGGAACCAACAUUUGGUUUAAUAAAAUAAAUACAAAUACAAGAAGAGGAAGGAAAAUUGUACAACCCACCGAUGAGAUUCAGGUUGUAGGCCCACAUUCGGCAAUUUUGAAAAUAGAAAAUGCAGAGGAACAGAAAAGUGAUUAUGAAUGCAUGUUUGACAAAUAUGCCAUUGGAUUAUCCUCAUUAUAUGUUGGGACGCCGCCACAAAAUGUCACCGAUUUUGAUUGCAUGGUGUACGAUUAUGCAAAUAUGAGAUGUGGGUUUACAGUGCCAGAAAAUAAUAUCCAAGUUACAUAUGACCUGGACUACAGAUUGAGCGACAAAAGUAAUUUCAAGACUGCCUGUCAACUUGAGAACAGUGUUCAAAAGCUGCAAUGUAAUAUAACCGACUAUCUGCCAGGCAGAGACAAAUACAUAUUCCGAUUGACGGCGAACAAUGCUCUGGGCAAGAAUGUGCAAGAAUUUAUCAUAAACAACCACAAAAUAGUUAAAUUGCAGCCGCUUGAUAUUCGUGUUGAGAACACAACCAGCGAUGGGGUGAUGCUUAAAUGGGAUAUUGAUAAGAUCAGUUACUACAGAGCCGGUCUGGUAUAUGAAUUGAAAAUUCGCGAUAAUUAUACGGAUUGGCGAACACUGGCCACAGAUGACAUUCACCCCCAAGGGGGCAUAUUUAGUGAAACCGUUAAAGACUUGUAUCCGUUCUGGAACUAUACGAUACAAGUUCGGGGGAAAUCGAGGCGUGUAGACAAGGACGAGGACCGCUUUUGGAGCGAUCCAACCCUAGUAUCGUUCAGCACCAAAAGCAGGCCGCCACACACUGCUCCCGAUGCACCUGUGGGCAGUUUUUACAGCACCGAAACCCAACUCAGUCUAUAUUGGAGCCCUUUGCCAGAGCAUAAACAUUGCGGUCCCGGGUUUCAUUAUGUGGUCAAUGAAUUCGACUCUUAUGGUGUUGUAAUCAAUAGUUCCACUGUGAAUACAACGACACUAACUUUAGAUUCCAGGAAUGAGAGCUUACGGAUUUUUAGCAUAAAGUCAGCCAAUGAUUAUGGUCAUUCGCCCGAGGGCAGUGUGAUUCGUGUCUACGGAGGACAGUGCCAGUUUUGUAGUCAAUAUGAGCUCGAUGAGAAUAAUAUUGUAAAAGGUUACCACAAUGACAGCUACACCUUGUCUUGGUCGCCUCCAAACAAUGACAGCGAGUUGCAGAACUAUACAGUGUUUUGGUGUACUCCACAAAUAGAAUCGGUGAACCAAUGCAAGGGACCCAUUUCCUACAAAUAUGUCGAUAAAUAUACGACAAACUAUACCACCGAACCCGAAGAUCGCAGCUUAAACAUGGCCAUAUCGGCCAAUUAUCCACACUACAACAGGGGAAUGCAAUGGGCUCGUUGUUCGCGAGAAGUCUCCAAUAUGCGAAUGGAAAUAGAAGCGACUGUCCUUAAUGAGAGCUCGGUGCUAGUAAAAUGGAGUUCCGGAAGUGUUUGUCCCUCCAUACUGAAGGGCUACAAGCUAACCUAUUGUCAGCAAACAGACAGUGUAACCUGCAAAACUGUGUCAUUUUUGGGACAUUCUCGGAACUAUACAAUCCCUCAUCUACGCCCCUACAAAGAGGUUUGUGUCAGCAUGUAUAUGUUCUCAUCUUCCAAAAAUGGCAGCGUCAGCGAGAGUAUUUGUGUGCGAACCGAGGAAGGUGCCCCUUCACCACCCAUGCAUGUUGUGGUCAAGCCAAAAAGUGUAACUAGCAAAUCGGCGAAAAUCGAAUGGGAACCGCCAAAGGAACAUAAUGGAAUUGUUAGGAGUUACACAGUUUAUUGGUAUAAAUUUAACAAUUUAUCUACAAUGGAAAAAGCCACAAACAUCACUCAAACCUCGUACAAUCUAACAGAGCUCAACAGUUCGACCAACUAUACAGUUUAUGUAACAGCUCACACCGUUAAAGGAUCCGAACCGAGUGAACAUCUGCAUAUAUCAACACUCAUUGGAACUCCUUCCUUUCCUCGUAACGUUAGAAUUCUAAAUGACUCGAUAAUAUCAUGGGAUAAACCGGACUUCCCCUCCGCAUACUAUUUGGUGGCUUUGGUGGCUCGAUACAGCUCAAAUAAAACCACUUACGAACGAGUUUCGGUGGUAAACGGACAGAGUUGCAAAUUCCAACUAGACUGUACGUAUACAUCUCAGGAAGUUUCAUUUUCUAUUAGAGUUCGUGCCAUAAACUUUGGGGGACAGCAGGAAAUCGAUAAAGAUAUAAAAUCAAUGCACCCAAGUGAGAUACGACUUGGGGCCGAAAUUGAUCAAAGUUUUUGUGAGCCAGUCAAAGAGGCCGAAGUUGAAGUGAAUGCAUAUGACAUUUUAGAUGGAUCAAAUCAAAAAUCGUACUUUGCAUCCGAUUGGAUCGAUCCACAAUUUACUUCCAAAUGCGCUCCGAAUAAUACGGCGAUAUUUGUAAUCUCCUUUGUGAUUGUAUUGGCAUUUGUCGCCUACAUCUUCUACAGGGUACGCAAUAAGUACUAUAAAAUGAAAAAUAUUAAGGUCAUACUGCCGGAUGGCCUAAUAGAUCACGUCCCCAAUUAUGAAUUCUCCGGCAAAGGAUCAAGGAAAUCAUCGAACAGUGACCUUUUGAUGAAUUUUCAUAGAAACGAUUUGAAAUCCAAAACAAUGGAGCAGCAUUCAAAUGCCUUCUCAUCGCUUUCAUCCACCAGCAGUUCAAAAGACCAUCAAAUAGAUGAUCAUCAAAUUGGAGAGCAUCCAUCCCUAGAGACCACCAACGAAGAGCUGAGUUCAAACUCAAGCUUAAGUUCACAUUCCAUUUUAACCUAUCAGAAUCUUCAUAAUAUUCAACAAUCUCCCAAUCGAAGUGGCACACCUGUGGAGGAUGAUGAGACAAACGAAAUGGACAACCACGCAAAAGGUUACACUACAACACAAAAUAUUGGGGGCAAUGGCUAUGUAACACACAAUUCACAGUUUUUGGCCUCCUUACUGAAUGCUUCCGAAAGGAAUGUACCAUCAUUUCCCGCAAUGACAAAUGACGGAUACAUACAACCAAGUGCUGCAAAACAAUUGUUUCAGCCUCAAAUACAACACCCACCAAUUGCAGCAUCACAAAACGGAUACACCACUUUAGAAGCCCUAGGCAAAAUGACAGCGAUGCCAGAUGAAGCGACACAAAACACCGCUGCAUCACCAAUAACAUCGCCCCAAUCUACAAAUGCACAUCAAUUUACUGCAAAUAGCUUAGCAACUAUAAAUACAUCACCAGUCAUCACAGAUCUAGACGAAAUUGAACAUCACAACAAAGAAGUGACAGCGCCACAGCCAGGUACGGCCGGCAGUACGGCAAUUAGCCACCAGCCCAAUACCACUAAUAAUAAUAGCAUCUAUGGAUAUGUGACGCAGCAACAACUGGCCAACUUUGGCAAUAACGUGGCCCUAGCCAUGGAAUUGAACACUUAGGUAUGGAACAGACCUAGCAUCAUAGUGUCUUAUGACGGUACUGAAAUCGCUUAUCUAGGUUCGUUCAGAUAUCCACACAUGCAGCUCGAGAGGUUUCAUUGUCCAAGAUAUCCAAGUGCCAAUUCCUCGUUACAAGUGGACACAUUUCAUGAAUUUUUGCUAUUUCAUUUUAAGCUAUUGUCAACGGCAAGGAAUUUGCAAAAGGAAAUUAGUGGCCAUAUUCAAUGUCCAAUAUUUGGUUGGUAGCAAGUUGCGUAAAUUUUUUUUUAUUAUUUUUUCUGAGUGUAGAUUUCAAGAAAAAUCCACAAACUGUCUUUUUUUUUUGCACCAAAUGCAGGUUAGCUAAUCUCCUUUGAUACUCACAAUCUCAUUGCCAUUAAUGUUUACUGCUGUUACCAUUUGUCAAAGGGGCCAAUUGAAUUGUGCCCACUUGAGUAGUGUAUAUGUUCCUUAUCCCAUUAUUUUUUUGGUUUUUUGUUAUUUUUUUUUUUUUUCAUUUCCAUUUUCCUGCACUAGAAGACAAGAUUCCAUUAAACAAUUGAUUUGAGAGAGCCAAAUACACAAGGCAACCUAAUGAGUACUGCAAAAUUGAUCAUAUCAUAGAUAUGACAAUGAAUCUCCAUUUAAUACUUAUAUAUUUAUUUAUUAAAAUAAACAAACAAACAACCAACAAAGAAAACGAAUAUUUGUUAAAAAAAAAAAACAUUUUAUCUAUGCAUAUACAUGUGUAAAUAGACCUUAAUAGUUUAUAAGAACUUAAAUUUGUUGUCAUACAUUUUUUUCUAUACAUUAGUAAUAAGGAGUUAUAGAGAGAAAAACAGAAAAAAAGAGAAAGAGACGCUUGUACUCCGAAACAAAAUUUAUUAAAUGUUAUAAUAUUUUUUGGAAAUGUUAAUUAUAUACAAAUCACCCACCCCUCAAACACACACACACACACCCACACACACAAUUUGUGCAAAUGUAAGAAAUCUUUUGUAAAGAAAAAAUAAACCAAAACCAAUUAUACAUUAAAUCAAUAAAUUUAUUGAAAACAAACAA